GGCCUGCUUCGGCCUUUACCAUGUGAAGCGCAAGUUGGGCUACAGUAUGGGGGACUUUAACGCCUGCUACACAAAAGCCAGACAUUGCCACUGAGAUGCUGACCACGUUUAGUUAGAAAGUCCUUUGCUGUACGUCGCAGAUCCUCCUCAGAACCCCUUCUAUGCGGUUGACCGUUUCUUCGGGAAGACUGAACUCAGCCAGGUGGUGCCUCUCUCCCCAUCCUCCGGGGUUCCGCCCUGCCUCCAAGGGCAUGAACACGCCAAUUCGUUAUGUUGUUGCCCCAUCAAUUUUCCUUGAAGUAACCGACAUCCCCGAUCACUCUGCAAGGGCAGUGCGCGUGUACGACUACCUCACACAUAACCUGAUCAACAAAUACGCCCCCGACCACGCCUCAGCCGAACAAACUGCAAGUGCAUGGAAAUCAGGUCGUAGUGCAAAACUCCACAAUGGGAUAUUUGAAUACCUCAACCAAACUCUUGGCGUUGAGGGCGGGCUUUCCCUCCCUAGGUCCAUUCUCGAAGACAGUUGGUGCUUAUGAUAUAUGCGUGUUAGUUGGGUCUUUUGCGACCACGGCCCUUCCUUCCCACUGCGAUGAAGCUGCUCCUGUUGUUAUAAUUGCGUUUACAAGGCCAUCCAUCUUCUUCGUUUUCCUCCCCAAGAUCGUUUCGAUAUCCAGCUUCGUUGCGAUCACAUAGCAAC
This is a messenger RNA of Aspergillus versicolor CBS 583.65, 700 nucleotides long. RefSeq lists its product as uncharacterized. The transcript has a single exon. Lineage: Eukaryota; Fungi; Ascomycota; Eurotiomycetes; Eurotiales; Aspergillaceae. The record is from RefSeq and is a predicted model, not a curated record. The coding region runs from base 162 to 539 and encodes 125 amino acids.